ACAAAUCAUUCAUCUCUCACCCACACAGACCUACUUUCGAAAAGGAAAAGUGCUUGCCUUCUCACUCCGCCUCUCCCCACAUUUCCACCUCCGAUCCGGGCCGGCGACGGCGUCUCUCUCUCAAAGCCACUCCACCCCACCGCCAACAGUGGUAAGAAAGAAAGAAAGAAAGAAAGAAACUCACUCCCAGUCACUCUCCCUCCGCUAGCUCGCUGAGCUCUCAUUUAACCAACCGCAUUCUUAUUAUUACAAGCUUUUCGCACUACCCACUUGCUCGAUACUCUCACACGCAAUGCCCUCGGCUUCCCCGCCGCCUGCUGCCCUCCUCAUUUUCCUCCUUGCUCUGGGCGGUUGCCUCCCACGCGCCGCUCCCAAAUCCACGAUUGAACCAUGCUCCAACUCCGACACCUGCUCUUCCCUCGUCGGCUACACUCUCUACACCGACCUCAAAGUCUCCGAAGUCGCUUCCCUCUUCUCCGUCGACCCCAUCUCCCUCCUCCUGACCAACGCCAUCGACAUUUCAUACCCUGACGUCGAGAACCACAUCCUCCCCUCCCAGCUCUUUCUCAAAAUCCCCAUCUCCUGUUCCUGCGUCGACGGCAUCCGCAAAUCUAGCUCCGUUUCCUACAAGACCCGCCCCUCCGACACGCUGUCCUCCAUUUCAUCGGCGGUCUACGGCGCCCUUGUGUCCGCUGAUCAGAUUAAGGAGGCCAACCCUAAGGCUGAGCUUUCCGAUCCGUCGGUGAUUGGUGUUGGGACGCAGCUCAACAUCCCGUUGCCCUGCACUUGCUUCAACAACAGCGACAACAAUUUGCCGGCGAUUUAUAUGUCUUACGUGGUGAAGGAUGUGGAUACCUUGGCAGGGGUUGCGGCGAGAUACGCCACCACUGUGAGCGAUCUGAUGAAUGUGAAUGCGCUGGGGGGUGCGGAUAUUAAGGAUGGUGAUAUCCUUGCCAUUCCAUUGUCUGCUUGUGCAUCAAAUUUCCCAAACUAUGCUUCUGACUAUGGCUUGGUUGUGCCAAAUGGGAGUUAUGCCAUAACCGCCAGUCACUGCGUGCAGUGCAGCUGUGGACCAGGAAGUCGCAAUUUAUAUUGUAUUCCGGCUUCUUUGGCUGUGUCCUGUUCGAGCAUGCAAUGCAGAAAUAGUAAUCUCCUGUUAGGAAACACCACCAUACAACAAUCCACAGGUGGAUGCAAUGUGACUUCUUGCACUUACAGUGGCUUUGUGAAUGGAAGCAUUGCUUCUACGUUGUCAGCAUCCCUUCAGCCUAGAUGCCCAGGGCCACAGCAGUUACCUGCGCUUGUUGCUCCGCCCACGGUACUCCCAGAUUCAGUAUUUUCUCCGGCGCCUGCGCCAUCAGAAGCUGGUGGUAUUCCAACAACAAAUCCCAAGUCCUCUGUUGUGCCCUCAUCUGGCAUUGGAUUCCCACCUGCAGCCAGUGGACCGAUGGGAAGUGCCUCGGGCUCCUCAGAUGCGUGCUCAUUGGUGAAGCCUUUAGCCAACAUCUCUCUUGUGCUCGUUCUUGGUUUGUUGCUUUUAUCAAUUCCAUUGUAAUUUUUCUUGUUUAUUGGCGAUCAUUGAAACAUUGGACUGGACUGGACCGGACCGGAGCAUUGUGUUUCUUUGGUUUGUUUUGUAUGGUAUGGGCUCUCCUUCACGAGCGUGUUGUAUUUAAACAACCAAUUUGUUGCUGUUUUUGGACAAAAACCCGAUUCAGUCAUGACAGUUUCUUUU
Messenger RNA from Andrographis paniculata, 1735 nucleotides. RefSeq names its product lysM domain-containing GPI-anchored protein 1. Lineage: Eukaryota; Viridiplantae; Streptophyta; Magnoliopsida; Lamiales; Acanthaceae. The record is from RefSeq and is a predicted model, not a curated record. The coding region runs from base 293 to 1555 and encodes 420 amino acids. The transcript is spliced from 5 exons.